GAGAACCACUGCUUGCGCAUAAAGAUCCUGGGGGAUUGUUACUAUUGUGUCUCUGGAUUGCCUGAGGCCCGCGCUGAUCAUGCUCACUGCUGUGUGGAGAUGGGAGUUGACAUGAUUGAAGCCAUCUCGCUGGUGCGAGAAGUGACCGGUGUCAAUGUAAACAUGCGUGUGGGGAUCCAUAGUGGACGAGUUCAUUGUGGUGUCCUUGGUCUGCGCAAGUGGCAGUUUGAUGUGUGGUCUAAUGACGUGACUUUGGCCAACCAUAUGGAAGCUGGUGGUAAAGCAGGGCGGAUUCACAUCACUAAUGCAACCUUAAAUUACCUGAAUGGGGAUUAUGAGGUGGAGCCAGGUUAUGGAGGUGAGAGGAAUGCCUAUCUGAAGGAGCAUGAUAUCAGAACCUUCCUGGUGACUGGAUGUAGCCAAAAGAGGAAAGAUGAAAAGGCAAUGCUGGCAAAACUACAAAGGGCAAGAGCAAAUUCAAAUGAAGGCCUUACAAGAGUUUGGGUACCAGAGAGAUCUUUUCCACGCAACAAAGGCUCCAAAGCCUUUCGACAAAUGGGCAUUGAUGAAUCAAGCAAAGACAACAGAAACACACAAGAGGCUCUUAAUCCAGAGGAUGAAGUUGAUGAGUUUCUGGCAAGGGCAAUAGAUGCAAGAAGUAUUGACCAGUUGCGAAAAGAUCACGUUAAGAAAUUUAUUCUCACAUUCCAGACCCCAGAUUUGGAGAAAAAGUAUUCCAAAAAAGUGGAUGAUCGCUUUGGAGGUUAUGUGGCGUGCACCCUGUUGGUCUUCUGCUUCAUUUGUUUUAUCCAAAUUGUCAUCUUUCCCCAUUCCUUUCUAAUGCUUGGUGUGUACACGAGCAUCUUCAUCAUUCUGGUCAAUAUCCUGUUUGUGUGUGCGGUGUACUCCUGUAUAAAGCUUUUCCCAACAGCCUUGCAACGGGUGUCGCGAAAGAUUGUCCAGUCACGAACAAACAGCACCCUCAUUGGUAUUUUCUCCAUUUUAUUAGUAUUCACCUCUGCCUUUGUUAACAUGUUUGCCUGUAAUCACCAGAGCCUAGCUGAAUGUGCUGUCCAAGAACUGAACAUUAGUCAAGAUUCUGUCAAUGCCUGUCACUUUCAAAUGCUCGACUUUAAUAUGAGCAUGGAAACUACUCCCUGCGGCUCUGAUCGACCAUCUUGCAACUUUCCUGAGUACUUCAACUACAGCAUUCUGCUGAGCCUGCUGGCCUGCUCCGUGUUUCUUCAGAUCAGCAGCAUUGGAAAACUGGCUCUCAUGUUGUCCAUUCAGGUUAUCUACAUUAUUAUCGUAGAAGCGCCUGAGGUUGUUCUCUUUGACAACUAUGACCUGCUGGUGACUGCAAAUGCACUCUCCUUCAAUCAAACUGAAGAAGGUGAACAGUGUGUUGUAGGAAGUAAGAUACCUCUGAAGUAUGUCACCCCUGUCAUCUUGACCGUUUUUGUGUUGGCUCUAUACCUCCACGCUCAGCAGGUGGAGUCUACAGCUCGGUUGGAUUUCCUUUGGAAGCUACAGGCAACCGGAGAAAAGGAGGAAAUGGAGGAGCUGCAAGCUUACAAUAGGCGUCUCCUACACAACAUUCUCCCGAAAGAUGUGGCAGCACACUUCCUGGCUAGAGAACAUCGAAAUGAUGAACUGUAUUAUCAGUCCUGUGAAUGCGUAUGUGUCAUGUUUGCCUCAAUCAGCAAUUUCUCAGAAUUCUAUGUUGAGCUAGAGGCCAACAACGAAGGAGUGGAGUGCCUGCGUCUACUCAAUGAGAUUAUUGCCGACUUCGAUGAGAUAAUCAGCGAAGAAAGAUUCCGGCAGUUAGAGAAGAUUAAGACUAUUGGCAGUACUUAUAUGGCAGCUUCAGGCCUAAAUGAUACAACGUAUGAUAAAGAGGGGAAGACACACAUUACAGCCUUAGCAGACUACGCAAUGAAACUGAUGGAGCAGAUGAAAUAUAUAAAUGAGCAUUCCUUCAAUAACUUCCAGAUGAAGAUUGGGCUUAACACUGGGCCUGUUGUUGCCGGUGUUAUUGGCGCCCGUAAACCCCAGUAUGAUAUUUGGGGAAACACUGUGAAUGUAGCCAGUCGAAUGGACAGCACUGGAGUACCAGACCGCAUACAGGUUACAACUGAUCUGUACCAGGUCCUGGCAGCCAAAGGUUAUCAGCUGGAGUUCCGAGGGGUUGUUAAAGUCAAAGGGAAAGGUGAAAUGACCACCUAUUUCCUCAAUGAUGGGCCGGCCAGCAGUUAGCAGGAACCGCUGCUUUCAGGGGAGGGAGGAAAUAGAAGCCUCAUCCUGACCCCAUGCAGAGUACCCAGAACAAUAAGGAAGCUACCUACAUGAUCUGCAGCAAUGCAGGUGCCAGGGGGCUCAGUGGUGCCAAAGCCUCGCACCUGAAAUGGAGAGCUUGGCAGGAGCGUGUUUGUAUGGUGCUGUGCUCAGUGUCUGUGCUGCCCUGCCCAGGAGACUGACUCACCUUUACAAUGAAAGCCAACUGCAGCAGCUUUCACCUUGGCACUUAAAAUACUCACAGACGGUACUUACAAAUUAUUUAUUGUGAACCAGACAUCAUGCUAUUUUCUUUUUUUUCUCUUCUUUAUUUUUUUAUUGUAUUGGUUUAAAAGACAGCAAGAGAAUCAUUUUAAAACAGACUUUUCAAAGACAAAAAAAAGAAGCUUCUCAUAAAAACUGACCAAAGAGCCAGACGUACGGGCCACAGCAGGGACUGAGGGCAUUGCCUUGUAUGUUUAUAUGCGCUGUAUGUUUUCUCUACCGUGAGUGAGUAAUAUGUUUCCAGCAGCAGAUGGAACAGUUCUCUAUACGAUCUGCAGUAACCCCUGCAGGGAUGGAAAAAGGGCGACAAAAUCUCUGUAGCUCAGUACUUUGCUUCAGUUCCAUGUCAUCGCUGCCAUCUGUACGGUUCUGCACUUCCUCGCUUCCAGCCAAUGGAGACAAGCAAACAGGAGAUGAUGAUAUAUCUACAUGGAACUGUCAGAAGUUCCAUUUUAGUGCAUUUUUGCUUUGACUUUCCCCUUGCAUCUUCGGACAGAGUUGCUUGGGAACCACAUCCUAAUAACAGGUGUCAGCAUCCUCUGCCUAUUUUGAUCCCUUUGCUGAAUUGCCUUUGAUUCUUUAGAUGAACUUGUGCAGUGGCAUGAGGAGAAUUAUGUGCUUAUCUGUCCACACCCAACAACACACUUGUGCUCUUUUUUUUUCCCUUCACUGUGAAGCUGUUGUUUUCUAUGUCUCGUUUGCCAAAUUUCACAACCAGCCUGCGGAAUAAGAGAGUCUUGGGAUUGAAGAAAAGGGAUUAAUGCUUCAUCUGAUAAGGGCAGAAAAGACUGUUUUAGGUACUAGCUGGCCUAUGGAUUCUUCAGGCUGCAAGGAUAGCAAGCGCCUUAAUCCUUAAAUA
Messenger RNA from Nanorana parkeri, 3418 nucleotides. RefSeq names its product adenylate cyclase type 6-like. The annotation marks the transcript as partial. The record is from RefSeq and is a predicted model, not a curated record. Gene Ontology annotation, cellular component: plasma membrane. Gene Ontology annotation, biological process: cAMP biosynthetic process; adenylate cyclase-inhibiting G protein-coupled receptor signaling pathway; intracellular signal transduction. NCBI's taxonomy places the organism in Eukaryota, Metazoa, Chordata, Amphibia, Anura, Dicroglossidae. Gene Ontology annotation, molecular function: adenylate cyclase activity. The transcript has 17 exons.